AUGAGCGCACAGGAUUUGAUCGUAGCCAGGAGUGCUCGGAUGCAAGAUCGCCAGCGAGAGGAAACCGCGCUGGAAAAGGUUUGGAAGCUGUCAAUAGUGGGUCCCCGUUUGAGAAUACCCCCCACGAGGCAGAUAUUAGAGCCAAUGAGAAUGCUUAGCCCGCGUUUCCAAGAAGCAAAUGUGCGGCUGAUUGGCGCUUCCGAGGAGGUCCAUGGGUUCCCCCUUAAAGACGCAGAUAGUCUCUCACCGCUGGGCAGAAUGGUCCAAGCGAGAACCGUAUCCAUGGUUGUCGACGACAGUAACAGCCCUAAUAUUGAAGUGCCAUAUUACGAUGACGCAUCGUCGUAUUCGCGAAGCAGACGGACAGCCCCAGCAGUCGCCGGGGUUGCCGGUGCGAACAAGUGGAUCUUGAUGUGGUCAGUGAGAGUCACGGGCUCAGAACCGUGGGCUCUGACAAUCCGUCGAAUGGAGAUGCAGAUGCAUGCCAGGCGACAGAUUAUCUGGAGCGUGUCAGAGAACUGA
Messenger RNA from Aspergillus versicolor CBS 583.65, 522 nucleotides. RefSeq lists its product as uncharacterized. Bases 1 to 522 code for a protein of 173 amino acids. The record is from RefSeq and is a predicted model, not a curated record. NCBI's taxonomy places the organism in Eukaryota, Fungi, Ascomycota, Eurotiomycetes, Eurotiales, Aspergillaceae. The transcript has 2 exons.